Messenger RNA from Pundamilia nyererei, 1908 nucleotides. RefSeq names its product calcium/calmodulin-dependent 3',5'-cyclic nucleotide phosphodiesterase 1B. The transcript is spliced from 14 exons. Gene Ontology annotation, biological process: signal transduction. NCBI's taxonomy places the organism in Eukaryota, Metazoa, Chordata, Actinopteri, Cichliformes, Cichlidae. The coding region runs from base 35 to 1591 and encodes 518 amino acids. Gene Ontology annotation, molecular function: 3',5'-cyclic-nucleotide phosphodiesterase activity. The record is from RefSeq and is a predicted model, not a curated record.
UCUGGGGUCCAUCAGAGCACAGCUUGAGCACGGAAUGGCUGAACUGGUUCGAAUCCGUAAGAAAAAGCUCCAGAUACCCAUCUCUAGGCUGAGGAGCAUGCUGAAGCAGCUAGACGAGAAAGAUGUUGAUUUUGAAGAAAUCAAAAAGAACCUGGAAUACACAGCAUCGUUACUAGAGGCAGUGUACCUCGAUGGAACAAGGCAGUGUCUGGAGUCUGAAGAUGACCUCCAGCAACUGCAGUCAGACGGGGUGCCGUCAGAGGUCACUGACUGGCUGGCUUCCACUUUCACCCAGAAGAUCCGCCGUCCUACGCGACGCUCUGAUGAGAAGCCCAAGUUUCGCAGCAUUGUGCAUGCAGUGCAAGCUGGGAUAUUUGUGGAGCGGAUGUUCAAGAGGGCCUACACAGCAGCCAUGCCGGACCAACCUGCAGCGGUCGUAAAUUGCCUCAGGGACGUGGACCGUUGGAGCUUUGAUGUGUUUGCUCUGAACUCAGCCAGCUCUGAUCAUGCACUCCGAACUCUGUUCUUUGAGCUGAUCACCAGAUAUGAGCUCAACAGUCGCUUUAAGAUUCCCAUCUCGUGCCUCACAGAAUUUCUGUCUGCGCUGGAGAAAGGAUACUGCAAAUACAACAACCCCUACCACAACCACGUUCACGCUGCUGAUGUAACUCAGACACUGCACUGUCUGCUGCUGCGCUCCGGACUCGUGCACUGGCUGACAGAGCUCGAGGUGAUGGCAUCCCUGUUUGCUGCAGCCAUCCAUGACUAUGAACACACAGGAACUACCAAUAACUUUCACAUCCACACAAAGUCAGAGUUUGCAUUGAUCUACAAUGACCGGUCUGUACAAGAGAGCCAUCACCUGAGUGCAGCAUUCCGCCUACUGCUGGACGACCAAAUGAACAUCUUUAUUAAUUUGACGCGGGAGGAAUGGAUGGAGCUGCGGUCACUCGUUAUAGAGAUGGUGUUGUCCACGGACAUGUCCUCCCACCUUCUCCAAGUCAAAGCGAUGAAAUCCUGUCUACAACAACAAGAACGGAUUGACAAGCCCAAAGCACUGUCUCUGUUACUGCACACGGCUGACAUAAGUCAUCCAUCCAAGCCUUGGGCGCUGCACUCUCGCUGGACCAAAACCUUGAUGGAGGAGUUUUUCAGACAGGGUGAUAGAGAGGCAGAGCUCGGCCUCCCCUUCUCUCCACUGUGUGAUCGACAAACCACCCUAGUAGCUGAAUCCCAGAUCGGUUUCAUAGACUUCAUUGUGUAUCCUACAUUUUCUCUGCUGACCGAUAUGGCUGAAAAGAUUGUUAUUCCUUUGGUGGAAGAGAACCCAGGUCCACCAGACCCCUGCAACAGACAUAGUAAUCUUUGGAAGGAGAGCUCCAGAGGCCUGCAGUGGAGCCUCGCACACAUCACAGCUGAGCUGGUGAGCUUCCGCUCUACUUGGACACGGCACACUGAGGACAACAAGCUCAAAUGGAAGGAAAGUGGCUCAAAUGGAUUUUCAGACCCCGGCGAGACAAAAGAGCAGCGAUCGAGACAAGAAGUGUUGUCAGAAAAAUCCCUGCAAGACCCCACUACAGAUACAAAAUAGCAGACAGCUGCUCCUUUGUAAUACGUGUUUGCAGAAUAGAAAAAAGUAACACUUUUGUAACAAAACUCAGAUACCUUUUACUUUAAAAACUGAGAGAUCUUACCAAGGUAAGAUGUAGCGUAAUCACAGAAACUUCCUCAUUUUAAAUGUAGCAUACUACAAUAAUUUAAAUACAAAAGUACACAUGCUGGUCAUGUUAUACAGUCUAGUCCAUAUCAUUAAUUUAAUUUGUCAUCUAAACAGCUGUAAGUUACAUUUGAACUUUCAAAGCAUAAAACAAUCAUUUAACCUUAAAAUAAACUUUGUGUCAUAUAUGA